Molecule: messenger RNA, 1152 nt
Organism: Orbilia oligospora ATCC 24927
Lineage: Eukaryota; Fungi; Ascomycota; Orbiliomycetes; Orbiliales; Orbiliaceae
Exons: 3
Coding region: 1-1152 (383 amino acids)
Biological process (GO): fatty acid metabolic process; lipid biosynthetic process
Cellular component (GO): endoplasmic reticulum; membrane
Molecular function (GO): fatty acid 2-hydroxylase activity; iron ion binding; heme binding
Source: RefSeq, a predicted model, not a curated record
AUGAUUACCACAAUGCCGUCCGCGAAUCUACCUACAUUUACGCUGGCCGAGCUUGCCAAAAACCAUUCGUCAAAGAAGUCCUGUUACGUUACUCUGGGCACCAAAGUCUACGACCUGACCGAUUUCCUUCCAGACCAUCCCGGUGGCGACGAUUUGAUUCUCGAUUAUGCUGGCAAGGAUAUCUCCGAUAUCAUUGCAGACCCUCAAUCGCAUGUUCAUUCUGAUGCUGCAUAUGAGAUUCUUGACGAUUCUCUUGUCGGUUUUUUGAGCCCGGAGGAUGCUAAGCUUGCGAACGGAUCCGCCAACGGGUCUACCAACGGUGCCGCCAAGACCUCCGCCGUCCCAAAUGGGAAUCCCACAUAUGAAGCAACUGGCAUGUCAACAGCCGAAGACCUUUCGGUCGAAACUGAUAUCACCAACGACUUCAAAACACACAAGUUUAUCGACCUGGAUAAGCCUAUGUUUAUGCAAGUCUGGCGUGGCAGGUUCUCCAAGGAGUUCUAUCUUAAGCAGGUUCAUCGGCCAAGACACUACAAGGGUGGAGAUUCCGCUCCAUUGUUUGGAAACUUCCUGGAACCGUUAAGUAAGACUGCUUGGUAUGUUAUUCCUAUAAUUUGGUUGCCAUGUGUGGCCUAUGGUCUUUGGAUGGCAGGCCAAGGUUUGACCCCGGAGAAGCUUGCUCUUUGUUUUGCGAGCGGUAUCGCGAUAUGGACAUUGGUGGAGUAUGUCCUACAUAGGUUUUUGUUCCAUUUGGAUGAAUAUCUUCCGGAUAAUAACGUCGCUAUCACCCUACACUUCCUGCUUCACGGAAUCCACCACUAUCUCCCAAUGGACAGAUAUCGUUUGGUCAUGCCGCCAACCCUAUUUAUCGCUCUCGCCACUCCAUUCUGGAAACUAGCACACACUCUUUUCGCCCACAACUGGUAUGUCGGCACAGGAGUUUUCUGCGGAGGCAUCUUUGGUUAUAUCUGCUAUGACUUGACACACUACUUCCUUCACCAUAAGAAACUUCCAUCUUACUACCAAGAACUUAAGAAAUACCACCUACAGCAUCAUUUCGCCGACUAUGAAAACGGGUUUGGUGUCACCAGUAGAUUCUGGGAUCGUAUUUUCGGAACCGAGCUUCCACCUCUACCACAGAAGACUGCUUAA